Messenger RNA from Lachancea fermentati, 2739 nucleotides. Lineage: Eukaryota; Fungi; Ascomycota; Saccharomycetes; Saccharomycetales; Saccharomycetaceae. The record is from the annotation of a GenBank genome assembly.
AUGGACAGUAGCGGGCCGAAGUUCAGUAACCAUGAGCGCAAUACUUUUUUGUCUCGAGUUUUUGGCUCACAUUCUGCAGUAGGAAACUCUCUAGGCAAUACUGAAAUGACACAGCUCCCAAUAAGCGAGGAGAGAUCCAUGAGCCAAGACGAUGAUGUGAGGAUAUUGGAAUCCGACCAGGACAGCUCUUCGGAGGAGGAUGAAGAAUCAGAAGGGCCUCACAAUAAUGGGCGUUUUGACGGAAUUCAAAGCAUCGAGCUGGGCCCUGAUUCCAACGAAGAAAACUACAGCGACGCAAUCUCCAAUCGUUCACUACCUAAGCUGGGCCAAGGCGAGAGUACUGACAGUGAGGAUGAGGAUGAUGUGGAGAACGAUGAAGAAGAAGAAGAUUCACCGUUAUUUCGUCAGCCCGGAAAUUCAAAAAGAAUCAAUUAUAAGCUGCAUGGAAAGGCUAAUAGUCAUUUUACGUCAAAAGCUAAGGGUCAUACUGAACCAGGAUUUCAGAAUACACUGGCAGAAAGAGGGAAGGCAUUUUUCAAAGAUAAGAGACAACCGGCAGAAGAAAGCUUCCUUUUUAGAAAGAAGUCUAUAUGGGACGAGGAGAAUCAGCUUCCGAAAAGGAAAGCAAAUAGACCGCGGUUGUUCCAAAAUUUUACAAACAUCAGCAGAACUCCUGCCAAUAAAGUAAACACGUUGAGUCCACGAGAAAGAGCACUGUGGAAAUGGGCAAAUGUUGAGAACUUAGACGUUUUUCUGCAGGAGGUCUAUGAGUAUUACUUAGGGAAUGGAUUUUACUGUAUAUGCAUCGAAAAAGGUCUAAAUAUAGCAACUCUGCUAUUUGUUGUCUUUGUUUCAACAUACUUGGGAUAUUGCAUCGACUAUUCGAAACUUCCAAACAGUAAUAAAUUUUCAGAGGUUUACAUUGGUAAAUGCUACUCAACGCAAAUAACGGGCGUGACAAAACUUCUUUUAUGGAUGUUUUAUGUCUUUGUUGGAUUGAAAAUAGUCCAGCUUUAUUUCGAUAUUAGAGCUCUGCGGGAUAUUCACAAUUUUUACACUUAUCUGCUGGACAUAUCUGAUAAAGAACUUCAAACAAUAUCCUUGCAAAGUGUAAUUAAGCAGAUAAUGCUGUUGAAGGACCAAAAUGCUGUUACAGCAAAUGUUGUUGAGGUUAAAGCAAAAAACAGGAUAGACGCUCAUGAUGUCGCAAAUAGAAUUAUGCGGAAAGAAAAUUAUCUCAUAGCCCUAUUCAAUAAUGAUAUUUUAGAUCUUUCGCUACCAAUUCCUCUUUAUAGAACGAGUACCCUGACCAAGACCCUCGAGUGGAACCUCAACCUUUGCAUUAUGGGAUUCGCUUUUAAUGAGUCCGGUUAUUUGAAACAAGCGUUUUUGAAGCAAUCACAAAGAGAAUAUCUCAGUGAAGAGCUAAGGAAGAGAUUUAUGCUCGCGGGCUUUUUGAACAUCAUUUUAUCUCCUUUCCUUGUCGCUUACUUCGUGCUAUUAUACUUUUUCAGGUAUUUCAAUGAGUACAAAACAACACCUGGAGCUCUGAGCUCGAGACAAUAUACUCCUAUUGCAGAAUGGAAAUUCAGAGAGUAUAAUGAACUGUAUCAUUUGUUUCAAAAAAGAAUAGGCUUAAGCGUUGACAUAGCCAAUGAGUAUAUCGACCAAUUUCCCAAGGAGAAGACCAAUCUAGUUCUUAAGUUCGGCGCUUUUGUUUCGGGAUCGUUUGUGGCUAUAUUGGCAUUUUUAACCAUUUUCGAUCCCGAGAAUUUCUUAAAUUUUGAGCUCACGCCAGAGAGAUCUGUUCUUUUCUACAUCAGUAUUCUGGGAACUGUUUGGGCUGUUUGCAAAAGUUCGCUCUCGGACCAAUAUAAGGUUUUUGACCCUGAAAUGACCUUGAAAGAACUGAUCUCAUACACGCACUAUGCACCAAAAGAAUGGGAAGGCAGGUAUCAUACAGAGGAGGUCAAACACGAGUUUUGCAAACUUUACAAUUUGCGCAUAAUACUCUUAUUGAGAGAGCUUGCAAGCUUAGUCAUGACACCAUUUAUUUUGUGGUUUUCACUUCCUAAAUCUUCUGGUAAGAUUGUGGAUUUCUUUCGAGAUGUCUCAGUAUAUGUGGAUGGUUUGGGAUAUGUUUGCAAAUAUGCUACAUUUGACAUGGCUAGAGAGAGGAACUUUCAAUACAGACCCAAAAAUCGGGCACGGCGUUCAAGGAAGAGAAAUUCGGCUUUUCAUAAUGAAGAAGAAGAAGAUUAUUCUAGCUCAACAAGUGAGGGGUCGGAUAAAAGCGUUAACAAAAUGAUGCAAUCAUACAUGUAUUUUCUGGAUAGUUACCAGAAUAAAGACAACGAAGUGGGGAAACAUCAGUUGCCCAAAAACUAUGCAAACUUAGACCAGGAGCAUUUAAGGAGGGCUACCAACUAUUCCUGGAAAACCCAGUUUCAGUUAGGACCGCGUUCGGAAAGUUUUCAGAAUAAAAGAGUCAAUACUCAAUCUCGCCGUCCUUCUGAUUUUGCUAACGAACCAAGAAAUGACAGUAAAACCAAAAGAGUUAAUAACAACGACGAAUUGAAGUUUCAAAAUGAAUUUGACAGCAACUUAGGCGAAUCUUUCAUCAACUCCAUUCCUAUAGACGAUUACAAUGGAUUCGGUAAGUUCGAUGAAAGACAUGGAGGUAACGGUGUUCUUGGAUUGCUGAACCAGUAUUAUAAAAAAUCGGACGUUGGCAGAUAA